AUGGCUCCUCGACGGACCGCGUCCAACACUCUCAGUCCCCCCGCGACCACCACUCCUUCCCCCUCUUCCCCCGCCAGCCUCCUAAGCCAACCUCGCUCGACCUCACCCUCAGGCGGGUUCACCCAGUUCAUCACGAAGCCUACGAAAUGGUUUCGCUCAAACUCCAGUGGGGCCGGACGCACGUCCAUCAGUUCGAGCGAGCCGCGGUCGAGCACAAGCUCUGGUCGCAAGCACAAGAUAUCGCACCCGACCGACCCGCGGCCGAUUAUGGACACGCUUGUUCCUCCGAAGGGAGCAGGAUUAGGGAUGCAUUCGGCAAGCAGGUCCGUUGCAGAUCUAUCAUUAGCUCGGACCAACACAGCAAUGACAGAUUCUAGGCCUAUCAAUAAUCGAACACCAUCCUCACCGUCGCCGCCGUCAUUCGACGGGUAUUCCAUGGGCGACCUGCGCAAUCUCUCGCGCAAACCGUGGUCCAAGUCCGCUGACGAUCUGGGGAAGAUGUCCCCAUCCGCCUCAACACCCGCUCUUACACCCAUUGACACAACGCUUCAUAACAAGAUUAGGACAUAUCGCAGCGACAGCAUAGGAAGCAGUGUCGCAGCGACCCCAUCCCCGGCUCCUUCUCCAUCCACGGCAUCAUUCAACAUGAACUAUCCCUUCCCAGCCAUCGCGGCGGACGUCUCGACAUCUCCCCCCAAAGCCACAAACGCUCGUCUAGGACCACCGCUUGUCAGUGCAUCCUCCAUCACGCCUCCUCUCACACCAGCCUCCACGACGUCGUCUUACCAUGUGCAUUCCCGAUCGCACUCGUUCACCCCACGGCUUCCCUCGAAGCUAUCGUCUGCGGGACUCCUUCCUCCGAGCCCCAAACGCAAAGGGUCUACGUCGUCGGAGUCUAGGGAUGUCGAGAGCAACAAGGGCUCGUCGGGGAGCGGCCCUGCUGCUCGGUCUCCGUUCCCGUUCGGCUUCAGCGGUGGAAAACCUGCACCCCUCUACUUCGUCGACGGACACGUCAGCCAAGGGCCUUCCUCUCCUACACUCCUUGCGCCCCCAACGAUUGUUGAGCCCGAGGAUGGCGUGGGUGACGGAACCAACAACAGCGGCAAACGCUCGUCCCAGAUGGUCCAUCAGUCUGGGUUCAUCAACCGAAUGGCCGACUUCUCACCCUCGAUGCUCAGCAGCCGCGCACACCACGCGUAUGUGUCUGGCGGCUCGCAGGCUGUCCUCGCCAAGGGGUGGAAGCCAUUUAAGCUCGUGCUCAAGGGCUCCAAGCUCUACUUCUACAAGCCGCCCAGUGAUCGCGGCACCGGCAUCCGGGAGCUCUUUCCUACAGAGCUCGUCGCUGUUCUGGAAGACGAAGCCGGGUCUGAACUGAGCGUCGACGUCCAGGACUCGGAGAUGGACAUGGGUUCGCGCGGAGGGAAGAGCAAGGAGCGGGAGGAUAUGCGUCGCCGCCGAGCCUACUGGGGACGUGGGUUCUCGGCCACCAUCUUGCUUCUACUCCCCAUGCUCGUAGGCAAUGGCGCGUUUGAGACGGAGUUCCAGCGGAUCUGCUCAAAUCUCAUCAACGGCGCUUCGGAUGAAGCGCAACCUGAAGAACAAAGGCGUGUUCAGUGGCUUGCAGCAAAGUACCUCGACUACCACGGCGCCCCUGCUAGUCAAGAGGCCUGGGACGCGUGGGUUAAAGACACGAUCCCCAAAUUUUCGUCUACCGACGAGCUUGCCGUAUCGUCAUCCUCGGCAACGACGCAGCCUUCUCCUAGAAUGCAGUCGAUUAUCGAAGCCAUGCAAGAGACCUCGCAGCGACCCACUACUAUUUCCCCAGAUGGCCUUCGCACAGCACUGGAAGAGGAAGGCCUUUCACGCGACGUGCUCCUAAACCUCGACCCAUCUGUCGUCGCUCGCUCGCUGCUCGUAUGCCAGAAGACCUCCCUCACAGAAGUGCCAGACCUCGGAACCCUCACCGUCAACUACCUCAUCGCUGGCACACCUCCAGAAUCGGCAAUCUCACCCUCCCCCGGCUCCGCUCUUGCCCCUUUCCUCGGCAGCGACGAGCGGCCGCACUGGCUCACACGCCUCGUGCUCAUCCAAGUCCUCGUUCCAGAGCCGGCAGGAGCGCAGAACCCGCGCCCGCACUCACGCUCUGAGGUUAUUGCCGGCUGGGCGCGCGUGGCCGAGGCUGCCCGCCGCGGUGGGGACGAGUGUGCAUGGCGCGCAAUCAUGGCGGCCCUCUGCUCGCGCGCCAUCGCGCGCCUCGACAAAGUCUGGAAGCGCAUCGACCCCGAGACGCUCGUUGUCGUGCAGCGAUGGGCACAGAUUCUUGUCCGCGGCGAUCAACCAACGCAGACUGUGCCCCUCGCAUGCCCAUGGAUUGGCGACGCGGAGCAGAGCGUCCGCGACGCAUUAGACAAGGCACGGUGUGGCGAAGAAUGGCUAGUUAAUCCGAUGCGCGAUGCCCGCGAGAAGUUCGACGCGUUCCGAGGGAACCUCGCAUUAUGCAGGCGGCGGCGGAUUGAGCAAUUCAUGUCGCUCUCCCUUGCCGCCGAGCCUCGAAGAAAGGGCUUGUAUGAGCCAUAUUUCUGGUCCCGAGCGUCAAUGCCCCCCACGACACACCCUCUUGCCGCGCUGCUUUUUCCAGAGCCAUUGCCUGCCGUCUCGGUCAUCAACCGCGCACAGCUCCUCCGGGGCCGUAUGGACAGCAACGCUUCCGCGUCUCUCAACAUCCAGGACAUUCACGAUCUCCGGCUUCAACCGGAUGGCGAGAGGGCGAGUCGUAUGGACAAGCCAAAGUUGGUCGGGUUCGACCUCGGCGGUACGCUGAUCCCUGUGUACGGCGGAGAGCUCAUGUUGCUCGUUCAACCGGGUGGGGACACGAUGACUAGUUCGAGACCCGCGUCCCGAGCACCUUCUCGUCCUCCAAGUCGUACCACCGGUGGUGGAACGAUGGACUCACCUAUUGCCGAGAAAAUGUUCAACCGCAAUCCGUCCAUCCGCGUCACCCCUGGUUCAUCCCAUGGCCAUGGAGCAGAGCGCAAGUCAAGCCUCGCUCGUCGCAACUCCUGCCACAAGCUCCGACGGCCGUUGCGUGUUGUCGUUCAGGCUGGGACCUUAGAUCGCCUAGUUGAUGUCCUUGUUCAUGGGCUCCAGGGCGUGUCGGUGUCGGUUGCAGACGACAACGGGGAGAUACCGUUGACGGACAAGAAGACGAGGGAAGUGAAAGUGGACAUGGACGACUUCUCGCAAGUGUGGUGGAACGUCUUCAGGUGCUUCGUGUCUCCCCAGGUGCUAUUUGAGCUCAUGCGGAAACGCUACAUUGGCGCUUAUCAGCCUGGACGCGCUCUGACGGGAGAUGAGGUCUCACACAUUGUACGCCUGCGGCUGGAGGUGCUGGACACGAUGAGCGAGUGGAUCACGCAGGGUGGUGGGGCGCAGGAUUCCCUUGACGACGGGGCGCUUUAUGAGUCCUUCAUAACAUUCUUCAGUCAGCCAACGGAACAGAAGAUGCUCGAGUCGGUGUCGGAGCCAGAGUCCGACGCCAGCCAAGCGCUCCGGACCCUCGAAAUCAAUGCGGCCGGUCCUGAAAAACACGCCUACACAGAAAGCGCGAAUGACGGCAUGGCGGCCGGGAACUACAGUUCCGAGCUCCCCGACAUCGAUCAGCUCGAACCCGAGGAGCUUGUCAACAACCUCAACCUGAUGGCCUCUGCGACCUUCCGCAACGUAACACAAGAGGAUUUCUUCGCGACUGCGGACCUGCUAGAACUCCAGUCGGCGGAUCGUACGGGCUGUUCAAUCGCGGACGAAGUCGAGAUCCAGUCGAUGAACUCGUACAUCCUCGAGAUUGAGCCUUCCCCGCUCAUCUCGGAGCUCGCCCAGGAGAAUCUCUAUCGACUUCUGCCACCCACCGUGCGCAGCUGUAUCCGCGCCUUCGGCAUCAUCCGCAAGUGGCUCAUCUCGAAGAUUGCUGCAUCCCGACUUGGCUUCCAAGGACGAGCGCAAAGGAUGGAGCGCGUACUACGAGCCAUCGAGCGCCCCUGCGUUCGGUCUUUCGUCGAGUCAGCUUUGACGUCGGCCGUGCUCAGCGUGGAAAGUCGGACGUAUCAGCGUGCGUGGCUUGGUGUAGCUGUCGGCCGUGGCACGGGAUGUGACUCUCUGGCUUCGUACCUGGCGCGCCCUGUCGUCACACAUCUGUCGUCGAGAGGCACCCUCACCGUGGACAUUGGUUGGCUCAUGGAGAAGGUCCUCGAGAUCAUCAGCCUACCGGACGUGCUCGAGUCGCCAUCAGAAGAGAGGGCCGUUCUGGUCAACUUUGAGAAGCGGAGGUCAUUGCAGACGCUGCUCGCCAACGCUUCGGGCGUGACAUCGAGCAAGAGACAUCGCCGACGUGAGGCCGACCGCCGAGAGUUCGAGCGCUUGAACAACAUGGAGCGCGAGCUUUCAUCGCAUGCAGUUCGGCACCCGACGAAGAAGGGCGUCCACCGACCGUUCCAGUUGAUAGUCGCCGUACAGCAAGAGAAGAACCGGCGGGACAAGGUCUCCAGAGACCGCCUCAGCAAGGAGAAGCGCGCUGAGCAACAACGCAUGAACCAGCGCCGGCCGAACCCUGUCAUGCCGAAAGCGCACCGGAACAAGAAGAGCAUGAGCUCGGCGUUCUUCCAGCUCAUGCGCCCAAUCUCCUCUGCAUUCACCUCGGACACGCUCUCUGCCCCGCGGACACCCGCGGAGCUUGACUUCGUGCCGUCGAGCAAGCCGUCUCUCGUUCUCUCCGUCGCCGGCGUGCGCGUCGCGCAGUUCAUCAACAACGAGCGUUCUUUCGUCUUCCAGAUCGACUCGGAGGAUGGCGGUCACUACCUCCUCCAGGCCGCAAGCCAGCAGGACAUGAAGAAAUGGAUCGACACCAUCGAGCGUGUAUCGAAGACGACCGCCAACCGGAGGCUGACCUACCUCGGUCCGGCCAGACCUCAGAUGGACGACCUCAUCUCGAGGCCUGCAGGGGCGACACGCGAUCCCGUAGCGGUGUUUGGCGUCGAUCUUGACUUCUUACUCAAACGCGAGGCACCUGACGGGGAAGUUCAACCUGGCGCCGUUCCGAUAUUCCUUGGGCGUCUGAUUGCUGAAGUUGAACGGCGCGGUCUGACGGAGGUCGGCAUCUACCGCAUUGCUGGCGCCCAUUCGGAAGUCAACAGUCUUCGCGAUGCUCUGAACCGCGGCGAAUGGCCGAUUUCGGAGAUUACGGACAUUCACGCUGUCUGUGACCUGAUCAAGUCAUGGUUCCGAGUACUGCCGGGUGGCCUGUUCCCAGCGGACACCUAUGGACAGAUCCUAGCUGCUGCGGGCGGUGACACCGUAGACUUGGAAGCCAGGGUCACAAGUGUGAGAGACAUGUUCCAUUCCAUCUUUGAGGAGGAAGGAGAACACGAGAUGGAGCACGACGGCGAGUACGACGAAGACCUAGACGCGGAGUUCGAAGAGCCCAUACCCGAAGAGGACGAAGAGGACGAAGACCUGUUCGCGAACGAUAGACUCCCACACAAACUCCCACCUGAGCCGCCCCAGCUCAGCGUCAACUUAGGCAGCCCUGCCGAGCUCUCCUUCAGCAUACCAUAG
Molecule: messenger RNA, 5607 nt
Organism: Epithele typhae
Lineage: Eukaryota; Fungi; Basidiomycota; Agaricomycetes; Polyporales; Epitheliaceae
Exons: 19
Coding region: 1-5607 (1868 amino acids)
Biological process (GO): small GTPase-mediated signal transduction; regulation of GTPase activity
Cellular component (GO): cytoplasm
Molecular function (GO): guanyl-nucleotide exchange factor activity
Source: RefSeq, a predicted model, not a curated record